This is a messenger RNA of Malaya genurostris, 44364 nucleotides long. It is a transcript of the gene Msp300, whose product is annotated as muscle-specific protein 300 kDa. Gene Ontology annotation, cellular component: meiotic nuclear membrane microtubule tethering complex; nuclear outer membrane; cytoplasm. Gene Ontology annotation, biological process: nuclear migration. The coding region runs from base 146 to 44275 and encodes 14709 amino acids. Gene Ontology annotation, molecular function: actin filament binding. Lineage: Eukaryota; Metazoa; Arthropoda; Insecta; Diptera; Culicidae. The transcript is spliced from 27 exons. The record is from RefSeq and is a predicted model, not a curated record.
CCAUCUUUCGUCUAUAUUUAGACUGAAAAUUACUCACUUCUAUUUUCGAAUAAAAGUUUCACUUUCGCGGAUCAGCAAUGACUAGGUUAACAGCAGCAAAUGGAAACUCAUUCAACUGAAUAGAGUAGACGUCGACAAAGCGAUAAUGUCAGGUCCCAAGAAUAACAACAACAAUGUGCCGGUUGGUAGUGGUCGCGGUUGGCAGCGUACUCCUCCACCUACAUACUUUCGGUCACCGUCACCAUGGAUACCACCAGGAUCAGUGCCUGUAACGCAACAUGAUGUACGCAAUCAAUCAAACAUCAGAAUACCAGUUGGAUCAAAACCGGAAAGUGUGAUUUUUAAUGAAACUCGAUAUCAGAAGUCGAGUGCUGUGUCAUCAGAUGGAAGAUCUACGCAAGAAAUGGGUUUACAUUCAAUAGCUCGAGAUACUCAUGCAGUCCCCAUGCUCGAACACCACAUCAAUACACAGCUUCCAACGACGCCGCAUUCUCAUUGUGGUUACUCAUUUCAAAGUGCAAUGUCGCCAAUCACACACAAUGCUACUUUGCCUGUCGAGCAAAUGAACUCGGUUAAUCCGAGUUAUCUCAAUCAACACGGGAAUUAUUCUGCCAAGGAAACAGGCUUACCGCAAAUACCUUCGUACGUAUCAAAUCCAUCACAGUAUAUCAUAUACGACCAAACUGGUGAAACUGGACCCUCCACAGCAGAAAUAAUAGCUAACCAAUCCCAGGAUUACAUAGAUGAAAAACUUGCGGAAUAUCAAGCCACAAUUCAUUUACUACAAGAUGAACAAGAACGAGUACAAAAAAAAACAUUUGUAAACUGGAUCAAUUCUUUUUUAUGUAAGCGUAAUCCUCCGUUAAAAAUACAAGAUUUGAUUCAUGACCUAAAAGAUGGCACUAAACUACUGGCGUUAUUGGAAGUUCUAUCUGGAGAGCGAUUACCCAUGGAAAAAGGAAAGAUAUUACGAAGACCUCACUAUUUAAGUAACAUAAAUACAGCAUUACAGUUUCUAAUCAACAAGAGAAUUAAAUUGGUCAACAUAAAUCCAUCUGAUAUUGUCGAUGGCCGUCCAGCUGUUGUUCUAGGGCUUAUAUGGACAAUUAUAUUAUACUUCCAAAUAGAAGAAAAUAGUCGCAUUUUGCAAUACUUGGAUGAGAAUUUAGGCGGAUCGGUUAGUAGCUUGGACAGUUAUAGUGCUUCGCACACACCUCAAGCUACUAAAGCUACUCAAGAAGUUAACCUUAAACGAGAUCAAGAUAUGAUGAAACAAGGACCUAGAAAAACACUCCUCAGUUGGGUAAACAACGCACUACCAAAACAAUCCGGAUUAGAGGUUCAUGAUUUUGGAGCGAGCUGGCGAGAUGGAUUUGCCUUCUUAUCAUUGAUCGAUUCAAUUAAAACAAAUCUCAUCAACAUAGUUGAAAUGAAGCAGUACAAUAAUCGUCAUCGUUUGGAUACUGCAUUUAACGUAGCAGAAUCUGAAUUAGGUAUUGCUAGAUUACUCGAUGCCGAGGAUGUCGAUGUAAAUAGUCCUGACGAAAAAAGUAUAAUGACGUAUGUUGCACAAUUCUUACAUAAAUAUCCCGAUGUCAAGAAUAUAAACUCCAAAAGCGAAAAUGAGCUAGAACUGUUGGACCUAAUCACUUGGCUUCAAAAUGCUGUACGAUAUUACGAUGGAUUGAAUGGAAAUUAUCCGAAUUCUUACGACGCGUUUGUACAGUUCGAGCAAAAAAAAUCUGAAAAAUGGAAUGUUUUCAAAAAGAUCAAAACCAUUUAUGCCUCUAGGAGUACACCUGAGUUGCAGAAGUUGAACAUUUUCUGGCCACUAUUAGAACGUCAUAUGCAGCUCUGGCUGUGGUAUCUGGAUAAUAAUUUACCCGAUCAAUUUGGAGUAAUUGGUAUAUGGUUGAGCAAUGGAGAAAAAUUGAUGGUCGACGACGAUAUUCCGAGUAUUAUGAAUGAAGAAACAGCAUCGCUCAUAAGUAAGAAACUAGAGGCACAUAAACAGUUUUUCGUUGCAUAUUAUGAUGUGCUAGCAACAUUCAACGAACUGAAAUCCAAACAUACUGCUAAUAAGAAUCUUGAAAAUCAUAUUAAAUCCCUCGAAAGGAGAUUGACAGAUAUUGAACCUAAGGCAAAACAGAGAAGGGUAAAAUUGAAAUUUCUCGAACACAAAUGCUGUUUAAUUGCUUUUCUAAACCUUUUGGAAAACAAAAUCAACGGAGUUAAAUACAACAAUGAAGAGAUAGUAAGGCAAUCGUUGGAUCAGCUAAAAAAUUUUGUGACCAGAAAUCACAUAAUGCAAGAAUUCGAAAAGGCUCUUAUUGAUAUGCGACAAGUUAUUGAAGAGUAUAAAAUUGACGGCAAAAUAUCGAAAAAAGAAGUAUAUGAUAUUGAUACAUUCCUUCGCGACAUCGAGGAACGUUGGAAAAAUAUAUCAGCACGAUUAAUUUGUACUGAAACCAUGCUUGAGGAUGUGAUUAAUAAUUGGCAAAGAUGGAAAAGCCUCGCAAAUGAAAUGGAAAAAUGGAUAUUUGAGGCAGAACUUGCCUUAAAACUAUCUGAAGAUGAGAAAAUUUAUUUUUUCCAGAACUUGAGUAAAUUCAAAGAAAAGUGUGAUGUCCUGACUGAUACUUACAAUAUAUUGAAAUCAACAUGUGAUUAUGAAGCCUCCGUUAUAAUGGAUAACAGAUACAAGCAAAUCAUGCUUCACUGGGAACAAGUUUUUCAAAGUUCAAAACAGUACCUUCACGUCGGAGAUGUUCUUCAACACAGACAUAAAUUUAAAACCGACGCAACGCAGUUGAGUGAGUGGAUACAAAAUGCUGAACAGAUUUUAGCUAGCAACAAUUUAAAAAACUCGAGUGAAAUUAAAAAGUGUGAAACAGAUGUGAAGCAUAUAGCGUGUGAAAUUGAAUCAAUGGAAGAGCUAUUUAAAUCUAUCAGUAGAAGCUUCCAGGUUCUCAUAAAAGAAUAUUCGAGAGAUGAAGUCGACAGAAUGAUGAACUUAAUGAAAAAAGAAAAGGAAGCACUAGUAUGCAUCAGAGCGCAAAUACCAACGAAAUUGCAUCUUUUCCAUCAAAUAUUGACACAAAAAGAAGCGUUAGAAUCUGGUCAAAAAGAAAUUACAGGUUGGUUGGACGAAUCGGAGAACUUGCUUAUUUCAUACGCAUUUAACAAUGAUCCUGAGCAAACUACAAAUAAUCUCUCCAAACAUAAAAUGUUUUUCAGUCGAACAUUGUACUAUAAAUCAAUGCUGGAAAGUAAAAACAAUGUUUUCCAAAAUCUGCUCAAAUUGUCAAACACUGAUAAUAGUGUGGAUAUGACGGAUACAGCGGCGAGUAUGAAACAAUUGAAUGAACGUUUUGCAUAUGUAAUGAAUAAUGCAAAUGAGUGGGAAUACAAGCUUCAAGAGAAUAUGAAGAUAUGGGAAAAUUUUUCUCAAAGUCGCAAUAAAGUUGAGAAUUAUUUGCGACAAGCCGGUGUAUGGCAAGUGGAGCCCGUUCCAUUGGAUAAAGUCAUCGAUGUCGAAAGUCAAAUUGAAUUUUUCAGUAACACUGAUCCGUCGAUUAUCGGAGAACUUGAACUGUACACUGAAGAGUUAUUAAAAUUUUUGCCGCCAAAUGAACAACGGUUGCUGAUUAGUAAGGUGCAAUCGAUACAAAAGGAAUGGAGUGAUACAUUUUCCAGAAUACCUAAUAUUUUGCUCAAACUUCAAUUCAAAUCAAACGAAAUCAAAUUUUACAAUUAUGUUUAUAAAAUCGAGAAAGAAUUAAAUGCAGAAGAACAGGCAUUUAACUACAACGAAAAUUUCGAGAAUAUUAUUCAACGCAACGUAGAUUUUUUCAAAACCAACGAUUUACAAGAAGUGGAAAAUACUUUAGCAACAUUAGAAAGAACAAAUUGUGUUUACUUGGAAAAGUUUCCGCUUGAUCCUGCAUUAUCCAAUUUAUAUCAGAAAGCAAACGAUAGAUGGGUGGUUUUAUGCAGAAGAAUUGAAGCUGUCAAGAAUUCGUUGUAUAAAAUUCCUGCUCAAUGGGAAGCUUAUUAUGCUAAGUUCAAUGAAAUGUCCGAUUGGAUGGAUUGUGUUGAUCAGUCGUUGAAAAAAAUUAUCGUCGAAAAAGAUUCGAUGGAACAAUUCGAACAGGAGAAAAUAGCAUUCCAGCUGAAAACAUUCAUGAAUAUUUGUUUCGAAGCUGAUUCAAAAAGAGAUGACAUGAAAUGGCUGGUAAAAAGUCUGGACUAUCUGCUGAAUCAUAUCAGUGACGACAAAGCAACUAUAGAACAGGAAAAAAUUGAAAAUUUGAUAGCACGAUACAAAACACUAAUACCAAUAAUUGAAACUACAAUGACUAAAACUGAAACAUUUGCAAAAUGUUAUACAUAUCGCCAUGAAACACAAGAAGUUUGUGAUCUACUAAACCGUAUCAAGAUGCAAAGUGUGAAUUCCCCAUCUCCAGAUUCUUAUAAGAAAGUCAAUGUAUUGAUUGAUGAACAGAAUUUUUCGAUUCGAGAAUUGGAUAAUCAGAGAGCACAUAUCAUGAAAAUGAUUCAAAAAGGAAAAGACCUUAGCAAAAAUGUUAAUGCGCCUGAUUUUAUGAACCAAGAAGUAAUCCAUUUGGAACACAGCUGGAAUGAAACUUAUAAUGAAGCAGCAGACAGAUUAAAGUCAUUAAAGGAUAUUCAUAAAAUAUGGACUAGUUAUAAUGAACAAAAAGGAAAAAUCGCGGCUUUACUGAACGAUGCAGAGUUAGAGCUGAGAUCAAUUACACCAUUGCAAACUGAUCCUAAAAGUGUUACUCAAGAUCUUGAAAUGAAAAAACAACUAAUUUUAAAUUUGCGACAGGCUUCAUCGGUGUCGCUACUGAGUUUGAACGAUCUUUGUCGCGAGUUGGGACAAAGUAUUCCACCGAACUCUAAACAAGCGAUCGAAAAAGAAGUUGUGGAUAUUGAAAAGCGGGUUCUAAGUACUGCAGAUUUUGUGGACAAAAGAAUUGAUUAUCUAGAAGAUUAUAACAACAAAUGGAAGGAAUAUAAAGAACGUUUGGACAGCUUAAAGAAUUGGGCAAAUAAUGUAUACCCUAAGAUGGUAGCUGCAAUAAAACAACCGAAUCUAACACCGGAGGAGCGAGUUGUCAAGACUAUGCAGUUGGAAAAUGUUCUCACAGAAAAAAUGAAAACGUUGGAUAUCCUGAAUGCAAGUGCUACAGAUUUAGCAUCUAAAGAGGGUAAUUUAGAGGAAAUGAAGCGGUUAAAAAGUGAAGUUACACUUCUUCAAGGAAUGUUUGUUGGACUGAAUAAUGCAGUUCACUCCGAAAAAGCAAUCGUGAAGAAUGAUUUGAGUGCCUGGAAAGACUUUAAUGAUGAUCUUAUUGGUGUUAUUUCAUGGACAGAGAAAACCGUAGCUACUGGUGAAUUUCAACAAAUUAAAGUAGGUAGUCUUCCUGAAGCAAUGGAGUUGCAAUCAAAAUUAGAUAAACAUACUGAAAAUUGCCAACAAAAAAUCAGUGAAUUACAAGAUACAAUCAAUAAAUGUAACAGCAUUAAGUACGGAAUGAAACCAACGGAGGAAAUAGACAAGUGCUACGUGAAUCUUACUGAUUUAUACGAAAAUGCACAACAUCUAAAGGGCAAAGUAGGAAAAUUGGUUUCCAAUUGGACCGGAUUGGACACCGACUUGAAGAAACAAGAGAACUUUUUAAAUAAAGUAAAUGAACGCUUACGGCCAUUUCUAGAGGGCUCUUCUGGUGAAUUGCCGAUUGAUAAACUGGAAGAAAAAAUAAAUGGCCUCAAAUUAUUGAACAAUGAAAUCGCCGAGCAACAGACAAAAUUAAUUUCGGCUAUGAAUCUCUUCGAUCAGAUAAGUACUAAUAUAACAGACGACGGUGCCUCUACUCUAAGGGAUAGGUUAAAUCAUCCAAGAGACCAACUGUCAAAAAUGAGUGAAAACGUGCGCAUUUUAAUAAAUGAAUGCUAUCAAAAUAUCGUUGUACAGCAAAACUUCAAUGCGCUGAUGGGAGAUUUUAGCGAUUGGAUGGAUCAGAUGAGAACGAGUAUAAGUGGCUUGGAAGAAACAUCUGUGAAUGAUAUUGAUCUUACGCUUCAGAACGUACUAUAUUUACUUCAGCAACAUGCAAACAAAAAUGAUAUGUUCAAUAAUAUUUACGCUCACGUAAAACAACAAAGCCUGAAUGGUUCUGAAAAGAAUAAUGCUUUGCUCGAUGAGACGUAUUCAUCACUUGCCAGUAAUUACCACAAUCUUGAAUCCACUCUCCAAACUUCAAGAAACUACUUACAAAAAUGGGCAGAAUUUUUACACUGGGAUAAAUCGAUGAAAGAUCAAAUACGAUUUUUGAAAGAUAAUGUAACCCAAAAUGAUAACGCUUCGGAAGCAGAUCUGAACAGUUUUAAUGAGAAUGUCUCAAAACUCAAUGACUCUAUUGACAACUGGAAAAAAGCGAUGGUUUCGUUAGAACACCAGCCCUGCAUAAAAUUGUACGACACUCUCAAAAAACCUGUAAACGCAGUCGUUAUGAUAGUCGAUUUGGAAAACAAACUUGAUAGUAUAAAAACACUCAUUGGGGUUAAACAAAAAGAAAUUGAUCACACAAAAGAAAGAAUAAUUAGAUUUGAAAAGCUCCAAAAUGAAGUUAUCUCUACCUUGAAUGAAAUUUCAGAUAGUCUUAAAGACAUUGUCAAACAAGCUCGAUUGAGUAAUAUAGAUGAGUGUUUGGAAAAACUUUCAGAUUUAAAUAAUCAGUUAGACAGUGCGUAUGCGGUGAAAUCACAGGCCCAGUGUGAAGGCAAUAUAUUAUCGAAACAAGACAUGAGUUCCGCCAUCAACAUUCGAGAAUCUUUGGCAAUACUUGAUAAGGAAUUAUGUAAUAUACGACAAGAAACCGAAGAGGUAUCCAAUAUUUUUGCAAGUGUUAGAGAUUCCUACAACGAUUUUAACAGAGGGAACAUGGGUUUCCAUAAUGACCUUAAAAACAUAAACGCAAUUAAUAAAGCGACAGUACUCACUUUCCACGAAAAACAAUCGUUGGUACGAAGUCUCGAACAGUUGAAAAACGCUUCUGACACAAUGAAAAAUAUCAAGAAAACCGUUGAUAUAGUUGCAAAUAAAGCUAACGAAGUGACAAAAAACUUUCGAGGAUAUAAUCUACAGGACUGCGAAAAUUUACUUGAUAUUGUAAAAGAUAAUAACGAAAAGUUGAAAAAUAAUUUGCAAAUGCUAAUAGACAACAGUAACCUUCUAGAUCAAAGGUUGUCGCUUUACAAGCAAAUUGAGGAUCAGUAUCGAGAUAUAGAAAUUUGGCUUGAUAUGGUACAAGAUCAGUUCAAUCGUGUAUUGGACAAUCCGAAAGAAAUGGAACAUAAAAUUCGCAGCUACAAAUCGGAACUGCCUACUCAACUUUCAAUGAAGGAAAACUUCAAAGGGCUAUUGAACGAAUUCAAAAGAUCAAACGGCAAUGUUCUACCAAAUGAUAUUGCAGCAAUGAAAACCAAAUUAGACAAAGCAUUUGCCAAAGUAGAACAAGAUGCAAUCGAAUUCAAUGAUAAAGUAUCAGAGUAUACUGCACAAGAACGCAGUUUGAAAGAUCAAAUUAGAAUAAUGAUUGAAAAUCUUUACACAAUUCGUGAAGAAAUCAUGAAAUGCGAUGAUAAUACUUUGGAAAUUGUUAAACAAUUGAACAAUUUGGAUCAUAUAAAAAAAGUAAGACCAAAACUAAACUUACUUGGUGUGAAAAUGACGGAACUGAAAAACAAUAUUGUAGAAUGUGAACCAAUUAAAGAGAGCACUAUGUCUAAAGAAAUACAGAAUUUGGAACAACGAUAUGGAAAUACGGUCAAUAGCUUGAACGAAACUGAGAACAAAUUAAGCAAGCUUGCUGAAAAAUUAUUCCGAGAUAAGCUUAUGUCUUAUAGCCGAGUGAUAUCCUCACAGUCUGAUAAAAUGCAAUGGUGCCAUCCAGAAUCUAGCAGCGAUAAACAUAAUUUAGAGAUGAAAAAAGGAACUUUAAAUGAUAUCAAGAUAUUUCUGGAUAGUAAUCAGUCUAUAACAGAAGAAGUUUCUCAGCUUCUGAGCUCGUUUCCUGAUAUAUUUAAUCCUGCAAAAUUAGAAAGUCUUAUGGAUUGUAAAUGUGAUGUUGAACGUGAGUUCCAACAACUUCGAGUCGCAUUCAAUCAACUAGAGACUGAUCUCAAUUUCAACAUAGAGCUAUGGCAGAAAUAUGAACAAAUAUCAGGAGAAAUAAUUAUGUGGCUCAAGGAAGUGGAGCAAAAACACAAAAUGGAAACAAUAUUAUUAGUUGAUGUGUUUACUUUGAACGAAAAAAUUGAUGAAAUAAAAUCAACGUAUGCCAUCUUAAAAGAAUUCGAUCCCAAACUGAGUUUAUUACACGAAGUGGGAACUGAAAUAAAUACUUUGAAUCCCGAUUCACGAGUUCUUAUACUCGUACAACACCUACAAACAAGAUACAAAUCGUUUGAUAAAUAUUUUUCGAAUAUGUUGGAGCGACUUCUUGACGUUCAUACUAGGAACAAUAAAUUCAAAGAGGAAGCUAAUAAGCUCCAUAACUGGAUUCAAGAAGUAGAAAAUGAACAAAAUUUGGAAAACAAUUCGUUAGAUAUAAAUUAUGACAAAAUCAAGGCUCGUCGUUCCGUUGUUAUAGAACAAGAAAAUACCGUUACCGACGUAUGUUCAAUUGGAGAAAAUUUAUAUGCUGAGGUUAAUGUUGAAAGCCGUGAUCGUAUUAAAGAGGACAUACAAUCACUGAGAAAUGCGUUUACUUCACUGGUCGAUGUUUGUAAUGUGAAAGUUAAGCAAGUAGAAACGAACAUAAUGAAUAAAAAAUCGAUCGAAGAAAGUUUUGGUCAAUUAUUUAGAUGGCUUUCAGAUUUGCAAAACAAAUUGUCUGACUUACCAACAAUGUGUGCUACACUACAGGAGAAAAAAUCUGCAUUACUAAAUUACAUGACAAUGCUAAAGGAUUUAAAAACUUAUGAAAUAAAUUUGGAACAGCUUCAAGUAAAAUUAGCAGUUAUGCCAUGUACAGGCAAAGAAUCAAGAAGUGAGGAAGCUCAAAAAGAAAUAACAACUGUCAAAGAAGAUUUGUCAAAAAUAAUUCAAGUCAUGGAGGACAGUAUCAAAGAACAUAUCCACUACGAUAACUUACUUGACAAAUCUAGAACUUGGUUGCAGCGACUACAAUCUCAAACUAGUGAGCUUUCAGCAAAUUGCGAAAUGAAUAGAUCAAGGAUCGAAGAAAUUUUGAUGAUUAUAGAAAAUGUACUUUUAGAAGAAGAUUCAGCAUUCGAUGGAAUCAAUGAUUGCUACAAUCAGUAUACCAAAGUUGUAGUUCAGACUCAUGAAGAUGGCCAUACACUCUUACUGAAAUCAUUUGAGAGCAACAAACAAGAAUGGAAAACGUUUUACGAAGGAUGUAAAUCGAAUAAGGAAACACUAUUACGAAUGCUAAAUCAACUGGACACUACAAUGACUAAUUUUGAUGGAUGCAUUCAUAAAAUGAAUGCUAUUAAAAAUCAAAUCAAAGAAAUUACUACUAAACCUAUCGACAAUAAAGAACAAUGUUCCAGCGAGUUGCAUGAGAUAAAAAAUGAAAUCGAAUCUCUUGGUAUUCUCGUCCGUAACACAAUAGACCAAUCUCAGGCCAUAAGGGCGAACAUAAACAUUUCUAAUAAAAUAAUACAAACGCAAAAUGAAUAUCGAGCUCUUAUGAAUCAAUUCAUAGAUGCAAUCAAUAGAACGGAAUCAGCAAUUAACGAACAUAGCAGUUUUAACAAGUGCUAUGAUGAUUUUGUUGGAAAAAUAACAAAAAAUGUUGAGUUGCUCAAUGAACAUAAUAAACUUGUAGGAGAUUUGAGCGUGCUGCAAGAUAAACAAAUGCAUCUUAAAGAAAUAGCUUACCAAAGAUUGGACCAAAUGAGCAUUCUAGAAGAAAUCAUCUCUAAAGGUGAAAAAUUGUGUUCUCAAAGUUUACCAGAUGGGCGCGAAAAUAUUCGACAGAGACUAACGGAGCUUCGUAAAUUAUGGGAUCAUUUUUCGGAUGAGUUGGAGUUGGUCACCCAAAAAGUUGACCAGUGCAUACUACAGUUUGGAGAGUUUAGAUCUCAACAAGAGCAGUUGUCAAAAUGGUUAAAAGAUAUUGAAAUGUCAAUGAAAUCAAAUUCCGAACUGAAAUCAAAUAUUCAAGAGAAACAUACACAACAUCAAAACCAUAAAAUGCUGCAUCAGGACAUAUUAUCUCAAAGCGGUUUGAUUGAUUCGGUGUGUAGUAAAGCACAACAAUUGCUAAUAAUGAUCAAAGAUGAACAUCUGCAAGCAUACUUGAUAUCAAUAAAAGACACUUUCAAAAACAUUGUUGAGAAAUCAAAUAACCUCUUAGAUAACCUCAACAGCUGCGUUAAUGCACAUAACAAUUACAUAACAUCUCAUACAAAUCUGAAACAUUGGAUUAAUGAAGUACGCACCAGAGCUAUGAUAAGCGAUGACAGCGUUGGUGAGAAAAAUGAAAUAAAAAAGCGUUUGGAAUCACUUAAUAACUUACAAUCAGACCAAUCAAAAGGAAAUGAACUAUUGAAUCAUCUUCUACAAUGUUAUGAAAUUAUCAAACUCAGUACAACACUACAUGGCAUUUCUACAGCAGAUAAUGAAAUUCAGUUUAUUAAAAAUGACUUAAAAAAUCUUGAUGCUAUGAUCGAAGAACAAAUCGAUAAUCAGAAGAAAUAUUUAUCAAAUUGGACUCAGUUCGAUACGGAAAUGGAUACACUUACGAAAUGGUGCAGAUCUAUGGAAGCAAUUUUCCGCGAUCAACAAUUGUUUGAUACACUUGAAAAGAAACGAAAUCAAUUGCAACUGUACCGCACUAACUUGGAGCUUAUCAUCGGCAAACAAAAAGACAUUGAUGAUUUUGCUACAAAUGGUCAAACACUCUUCAAUAAAACUGGCGUUGAAAAGAUCAAGUUCUACAUAAACCAACUGAUUAAUAGAUACCAACUACUACUAGUAUUGAGCAAAGAAGUUGUCAAUCGUACACAGAGCAUCGUCAAUGAACAUGCGAACUACGAAGAGAGAUUGGUUGAGUGUAAAACUUUCAUAACAAACAUGAGUAUUGAAAUAGAGCAAGCUGCUAAUGAAAAGGUGUCUACUAUAAAUUUGGUUUUUUUACAAAAGAUCGAAAUUGAGAAAGAAAAAUUGGAAAAUAUUAUAGCAAACAUCAUUUCAACAAAUGAGACAAUUUUAACCGAAACCAGCCCCCAGGGUCGCGAAAAACUACGCGACGAUGUUAAAGAAAUCAAAGAGCUUUGGAGUAAUCUUCAACUCUCUAUAGCGAAUUUAAAGAAACAGCAAGAUGUCAGGUCCAUACAGUGGGCUUCUUACUGUGAUAUUCUACAACAGCUACUAACGUGGUUAACUACAAUGGAGCAAAAAAUCGAUAUGAAUGAAUCUCAAAGUUGGAGCACAACACAAGAAAUACGAUCGAAGCUUUUCAAGUAUAAAUCUCUGCUGCAAGAGAUUAUGAGUCAAAGGCGUAUGGUCGAUUCACUGAAUGAGAAAGCAGUGCUGAUUUCCGACAAUCAUGAUAAAGAUCCCAUCACCAAAAUGGAAUCAAUCAAUGAAAGAUUUGAGCUAUUGAAAACAGCCGCCAAUGACAUGAUAUCGAAGCUGGAGCAGUCUCUUGCUUUCUAUAAUAGAUUCCAUGAAAUGCAAAAAAAUCAUAUUGAUGAACAAGAAAUGCUGUUGACUGAUUUGAAGCAACAAUUAGAAAUUUCGGGUAGUAAAAGAACGGUACUAGACAAAAUCCAAAAAGUUACCGACAUACAAAAUGUUAUACCCGAAACUAAGGAGCGGUUUGACAAUUUCAAUAAACUUAUUUUUGAUAAUAAGGAUCUUAUUACUUGUGCGGCCAUGGACAAUAUAGAGAAUGAAUUGAAAAAAAUGCAAUCGGAAUUUGAGAAAUUUAUUGUCCUCGUUGACAAUACUAAAAUAGAGUUACAAAAACGGGUAGAUUUAUGGGAUCAAUUUCAAAUUGACAUGGAUGAAAUUAAUUGUGCUUUAUCAGGAAUCGAAGGUACAAUGCACGGCUACGCAUUGAAAAACACAUUGGCGGAAAAACAACAGCAACAUGAUCAUUACCAAACUGUAGUGGGCCAAAUGAAACAGUUGAAUUUAUCAUUCGAAAAUUUGCUAGAUAAAUCUACCGAAUUACUGCAGAACAGUGGAGAUACUAAAAUCCACAUGAAUAUGCAGCAAAUGAAGUCAAGGAUGCAAUCUGUAGAAACAGCUGUAAAAGAAAUCGCUAAAAAAUGUGAGCAAGCUUUCGAAGAGCAUAAGCAUUUUAAAGUUAAAUAUGACGACAGCAACAGAGAGCUAGAUCAGGUUAAAGGUACUUUUGAUAGUUGUAAAUGUGAUUACAGUACGAACAUAAUGAAUGUUAUGCAAACAGUUAAAGAACUUUUAGAAAAGCAUAAUGCGAUCAGUGUACAGUGCAGCUACGUUUCAGAUGUAGGUGAAAUGCUAUACACAAGUACUGCAGUGCAAGGUCAACAAUUGAUUAGGGUUGAUACACAGGAUUUGAUGCUAAAAUUCGAACGAAUUUUUGAUGAAAUCAAUAGUUUCUUCAAAACGUGUGAAACCAGAUUAUCUAAACUAUCCAGCAUCAAAGAAAAACUAGAACAUACAGAGAAGUGGUUAGCAAAUCUCAGUCCUAGUUUGUUAUCAGGAUUAAUUUUAAAGCCUACACUUGAUGAGAAAAUAUUGCAACAUCAAGCCUAUGUAGAUCUAGCUAAUGAACUCAAGAACUACAAACCUGAAGUGAACAAUUUGAAUGAUUUUAAGGAGAAUCUGGAAGAACCGGAUACACAAAUUGAAUUGCAGAUGAAAACCAUCAUCGAGACUUAUAACAUAUAUUUAGAUAAAAGUCAACAUUAUGUGAAUAGUUAUGAGAAAAUUGUAAUCAACCACCGGCAGUAUUGCAAGGCAGUGUUAGAGACAUCCGAUUUUAUUGACGCAAAUCAUAAUACAAUAGAGCUAUGGGGAGAAACAGAUCUGGAUCAGGUAUCAUUACUGACUAACCUUGAUCGCUUAGUGAACCUGAAAAAAUCUAUUUUGGCGGAAACUAACAGAAUAGAACAAAUUCGUGAUCUAGGGCAGUUAACUAUGCCUGAUACAAGCAAUGAUGGACAGGCGAAUAUUAGAACUCAAAUAGACCUUUCUCAGCAAGAAUGGGAAGGUCUAUUGGUGGAAAUCGAUUCAACAAUUGAACAUAUUCAAUGCAAAAUUGCAGAAUGGAUAGAUUUUGAAAAUAUGCGAAAAGAUUGCAUGGAUUGGAUGCGUUCCAUUGAUACAAAUAUUCAUUCAAUUGAUCUGAAAGCCACUUUAGAAGAGAAAAAAGCUACACUGGACUACCUCAAAAGUCUGCAAGGAGAGGUGAAGGCAAAAGAAAUAGAAAUUGAUAACUAUACUGAAAAAGGACAACAGCUAUAUAGAGGCUAUUUAAGUUGCAGAAGCACUCAAAUUUCAGAACUAGCUAUAAAAUAUCAACAGACAGCAAGUCGGAUAAAGGAACUCGUAACGAGAUGGCAGCAAUACGUAAUAUGUCAUCAGGAACUUAUAUCUCAAAUAUCAGAACAUAAGAAAUGGUUGAGUGGCAUUAAAGAGAAAAUUAACUAUUGUUCUGAUCAAUCCACUACCUCUGAAAAGGAACUUCAAAGCAAAUUGAAAGUUAUACAAGAAUUGAUAGUAAAUAAAGAAGAAGGAACUUCGAAAAUGCAAAUUAUUAUUGAUUUGUCUCAACAAGUAUUAGCAUGUACUACACCCUCGGGGCAUGAUAGUAUCAAUCGGUCAAUAGCAUUGUUGCAAGAUGAAUGGUCAGCUCUUACUUUGAGAAUGAUUGAUAUAAAAUCCCAGUUGGAUGAAGCUCUGAGCCAAUGGUCUGGUUUCCUCGACCAGGUUAAGGAUUUGAGAAAAAAAAUUGAUUGGAUGGAGAUUGAAUUUAAAUCCCUCUCUGAAUUCCAAUGUAACAUGGCGGAGAAACGAGCGCAGUUGGACAAAAUAAAAAAUACGGAGGAAAAAGUUCGCCUAGAACGGAUCGAAAUUGAACCAUUGAAGCAAAAGGCCACUGAGAUGGAUGCUUCUGGUCAACAAACCCAAGCUUAUUCAACCGCAAAACAAAUCCUAGCUAAAUUUGACUAUGUGGCAGAUCAGUUGAAUAAAUUACUGACCGACCGUGAAGAUCAAUAUCGUGACCAUCGGUUAUACAAAGAGGCCUAUGAGGAUUUACAAAACUGGAUAAACAGAGCUCGAGAGAAAUUACCGUGUAUUAAGCAGCAAUCUUUAAGCGAUAAACUGACUACAGAUAAUGCAAUAGCACCUUUGGAUUCAUUGAUGAAUAAGAAAGCGCAAGGUGAAUUGUUAGUCGAACAUUUGGUUCACACUGGCGAAGUGGUUAUGGCAUCAACUUCAACCAAAGGAAAAGAAAUGAUUAGGAAAGAUAUCAGUGAUCUUAAAUAUAACUUUGAGGAUUUAUUCCAUGAUAUAUACAAUCAAAAGCGUAAUUAUGAAAAAACUCUCGAUUCUCUACGAGCAUAUAAAGAUGAAUAUGAACGUUUAUCAGAAUGGUUACAACAAAUAGACAUAUUAGUAAAAAAUCAUAAACUCGCAUUGUCGUCAAAUCUUCAAGAUAAAGAAAAACAAGUCAAUGAUAUGCAAAGUAUAAUAACAAAACUAGAUGAUGGACACACUGAACUGGAUAAAUUCAAUGCGUUUUCUGCUCCUCUAUUGCAAUCUCAUCUCGAUUCAUACAUCAGUAACCAACUACGGCAUAUCAACUCCCGUUAUCAAGUCCAAGUGAACAUUGCUAAGGAUGUGCUGAAAAAAGUACAAUUGAACUAUGAGCUACACAAGGAAUACAUAGAUAAUUUGUGCAAGGCAAAUAGUUGGAUAGAAAAUGCGAAAGAAGUUGUUCGAUGCACUACUGAAAAUACCGAAAGUGUUAGCAAGGAAAAUCUAGAAAAACGUUUAUCAAAAAUAAUUGAACUAAUUCAGCAACGUGAACAAGGUCAACGUCUAGUCAACAAUACCGUCAAUACUGGAGAGAAGGUUAUGAAAACUACCAAGUCGGAUGGAAAAGAAGUUAUAAACAAUGAAAUAAAGGAUAUACAAAACGCAUGGGAUCGUCUUGUGAAAAAAAUGUCAACUGCCAAAGUUCAUUUGGAAACAAGUUUGCUGCAAUGGGCUGAUUACAGUUCUAGUUACAACCAUCUUCAACAGUGGAUACAGGAUCGAGAAACUAAGUUGCAACGAGUUUCUGAACAAAAAACGGUUAGAUUUAAGGCAGGUACACCUACUAGUCUUAGUACUGGUCUGAAUGAAAGAAAAGCAAACUUACGCCAGGCUAAUGAUAUUGUUCAGGAUAUAGUGUCGUUUGAGCCAAUGAUACAGUCUGUAGCGAGUAAAGCCUCUGACCUACGCCAAAUUUCUCCUGCAUCUGAGAUUUCCAAGAAAUAUGAAAAUCUUAGUACACAAGCAAAGGAGCUUUUUGCUAAACAAAAAGAAACUAUCGAAUUACACCAAGCUUUCAUUGAUUGUAGCAAUGAAUUUGCUGCAUGGAUUCGAAACGCUAAAGAGAAUCUUAAUAAAUGUUCCGAUCCUCGAGGGGAUAAAGAUUCGCUGGUAUCGAAGAUGACGCAAAUUAAAAUUCUCGACAAAGAUGUUUUGAUUGGGCAAACGAAAUUAGAAAAAGCAUUGGAACAAGCUGAAAUUGCUUGCCGGAAUGUAGAAACAGAGGAAUGCGAAGCAAUUGAGAAAGAAGUAGCCAUACUUCAAGAUGAAUUUGACAAUUAUUGCCUAGCACUGAAAAAAAUUGGGGCUUCUCUGGAAAACGGAAUAGUUCGGUGGAAAGAAUACGAUGAUCAAUAUACAGUUGCUGUGAAUUGGUUAGAUAAAUUAGAACAGGAAGUACAGACCUACAAUAAAAUGCAGAACACACUAGAAGAAAAGAAAAAUCUAUUGGAAGAGUUCCAAGAAAAGCUUCAGACGCUAUUUGACUGGCAAAAAGAACUCGACAAUUUAAAUGUGAAGGCACAAAUUUUGUUGGAAAUCUGUGCUGACACGCGAGUAAGCAAUGGUGUUACUCAACUUACAACAAAAUAUAAUGUACUACUUUCGAUUGCUAAAGAAACAAUGCGACGAUUAGAACUACACUAUCAAGAACACCAACAACAUAACACGUUAUACGGAGAAUGUCAAGAUUGGCUAGAUCGUCUGCGUGAAAAACUCAAUGAAUGCGAUUUAACACCCCAUACAGUUCAAGAGACGCAGUCUAAAUUAAAUAUUAUCAAAGGUAUUAGACAAAGUCUAGAGCAAGGACAAAACAAACUUCGAUAUUUGUUCGAAUUAAAAGAAAAAAUUAUGAUUGGCACGGAAUCUACUGGUGCAUCCAAAAUUGCAGAAGAUACAGAGAAUCUGAAAAUGGAGUAUGAAUCUCUAAUGAUUGACAUCAAUGAGAUCCGGCAACGAUUAUUAGCACAUUUGGCGCAACUCGAGGACAUAACCAAACUUGGGAAAAUGCUCGCUGAAUGGAUUGAAGAAGUACAAGCAAAACUCGUCGAAGAAACAAAUUUAAACGAGCUUUCAGAUAAAAGAAUGGUAUUGGAAAAAUUACGCGCUAUAUAUCGCGAAACUGCAAAUUAUAACGAUAUCACUGAUAAAAUAAAAUCAAAGCUAUCUGAGAAUAGUAACAUCAUUCCUGAUGAUCUGAAUAUUAUGAUAAACGAGUACAAUAAUCUGGUAGCUAAAAUAGUUACAGAAAUAGAACGACUGGAGAACCAAGUGAAUAAUUAUGAAAAAUUCAGACAAGGUUUACAUGAAUUAUACGAUUGGAUGAAACAUACUCGACAAAGCAUAGAAAAGCUGUCCGAUUACCACGGCGAUCGAGAACGCAUCGUGGAAAAAUUAAGUAAAAUCCAAGAUAUACAUAUGUCUCUAUCAGAAGGAAAAAUAUUACUGGAAAACGUGAAUGAACUUGGAAACAAAACAAUUUUAGUUACGGGUCAGGAAGGUCUAGAUUCGAUCAAACAAGAUCUUGUUCAAGCCAAAUCUGAUUGGAAUGAGAUUGAGGUACUAUCAGAUUUAGUUCAUAAAACAAUAACUGAUGUAUUAGCAUCAUGGGAGAGUUUCUACGAGAAAUCAAACAACCUGAGUGCUUUUAUUUGUGAAUAUGAGACAAAAAUUUCAGCAUUAGAUAACAGUAGCAAUGGGAAACAAGAAAACACCUUAAAAAGUCUCAAGAAUAUUUCGGAUAUUAUCAUGACGAAGAAACCUACUGUAGAUGAGUUGAAUGAUGUCUGCGAAAUAUUGAUGGAGAAGAGUGCUUGUCCCACGGUUAGAGAUCGCACAGUCGAUCUCCAAAAGAGUUAUUCUUCACUUCUAUCUAACUUGCAAGGAAUAAUUUCAAAAUUAGAGAAAAAUGUAUCAAGCCACACAGAAUUUACAUACUACAAAGACGAGCUUAACAAAUGGAUUGAUGAAGCAAAACGAAUUAUAAGCGAAUCACAAGAUGCGGCUUCAGAUGACAUCAACGAUACCAAAAGAAAAAUUUCCACCAUCCAGACUCUUUCCAAUACUGUACCGCAAGGACAAAAGUUUUUCGAAAUGUUACAGGACUCUUUCACAAAAUCAUCAUAUCUACACUCGGAAGAACAACAAACAGGAAUGUUCCAAAAUAUUUCUGAGUUGCGCGAUAUACUUGAUUCUAUCAUCAUUAAUAUCAGCACGUCUUUAAAUAAUUUGAAUAUUAAACACAAUCGUUUAGAGUUAUAUGAGGAGCUAAAAAUACGCAUUGCUGACUGGCUGAACACGACAGAGAGUGGGCUCGAAACAAUUCCUCAAACUCGUGGUGAAAUAAGCGAGGUUAAAACGAUUUUAGAACGUGUCAAACAUAUCCAUACUGAAAUUACAUUCAAGCAAGCUGAUAUAGACAGGUUGCAACAUGAAGCAAUGAAUUUAUUUGAUUCAAAUAGAAGCUCGAUAGAAAAAGAUAGUGCGAGCAAUUAUAUGCAACGAAAUUUGAAACUGGAUGAAAAAUGUGGCUACAUUAUCAAAAAUUUGGAGGCUGAGUUGGCUGAACAAAUGGCAUAUUACCAAGGAUUGCAAGAAAUUGAAAAAUGGUUAUUGCAAAUAUCUUUCCAAUUGAUGGCACAUAAUUCUCUAUACAUCCACAAUCGAGAACAAACUCUCGAGCAAAUUGCGCAGCAUGAAAAGCUUCUUGGUGAAAUCCAGCACUACCAAGUGAAUUUAGACGAUAUUAAUGCGAAAGGUCAAAAUCAAAUUGAUCGAUAUUUUCUUAAAGCACCCGAGAUUAAGAGCAGAAUAGAAAAUCAAAUGAAAAACAUUCGAGACAGUUAUCUUUCGUUGUUGAAUACCUCAGUUCAAAUAAAAAAUCGGCUUCAUGAUUCUCUGAAUAAAUUUCAAGAGUACGAGGACACAUUAGAUGACAUUAAUAACAAUUUGAAUAAUCUCGAGCCAGAAAUUCAAAAAAUGAAAUUAACGGAGAUAUCAAACCACAUUGAUGGGAAAGUUAUUCUGGAAAAUGCUCAAGAAUAUCAUAACAAGCUGAAAUUGGAAAAGAGUCGAUUGUCUCAUGCGAUACAAGCGUGUGAAGCGGCAACUGCCAGUAUAAGUCGUCCAAGUUCUCCAAUGGAAAUGUCACACCAAAUGAUUCCAGAAAAAGAAUUGAUGAUUCGUGCUCGUUUGGAGGAUCUUGCUGAGGAGGUACAAUCUUGGAUUGCUGAUCUUAUAUCGACUAUCAACGAGCAUGAACGCAAAUUAAAGCUUAUGACAGAAUUGGAACAAUGGAUUGUGAAACAGAACGCAGUGAUCAAUGAAUGGAGCUCUAAACCAACCAAAUUCCGCGUUGAGGCAGCGGAUCAAGAGUUACGACAAAUGAAUGACUUAUUGAGAAGCAUUGCACAGAAGAAAGAAGAUUCUGAUGUCCAAGAACCAAUUUUGCUGGAAAAGCUUGACAAACUAUACAGUGAUUUGGAACAAGUAAUAAAUAAGAAACGAGACAAUCAGUUAAUUAUCGUGAAAUACAGAAAAUCUUACGAAGAAGCUCAAAACUGGCUUGAUAAUAUAACUCGUCAAAUUGAUAACCUUGAAAAAGGAAGCGGCCUGAACUGUACGCAAAAACUUGAGAAAAUAUCAAAUAUAAAGAAAGUAAUGGACGAAAACUCUGACAUUGUAGCAGGUUACAAGCAAAAUGCAAGUGAAACAGCCGAAAUAAUUAGUAAUUUGGAUAGUCAGCAAAUAGAUGAACAAAUAAAAUCAAUUGAUCGCAGACAUACUGAUAUUCACAAAAGAAUCAGCAGAAAGCUUGACCUUAUAGAUUCAACAAAUAAAAGUUUUGCAAAAACUGUUUCUGAUAUUGCAGAAAUGCACCAGUGGUUGAGCGAUUGUAACGAGCGGAUUAAUACGCCAUAUUUUCUAGGACCAGAUGCUCAGUCGGCUGCAAUUCAACAUGAGACGUUUAAAAAUGUACUGAAAGAAGUGGAAAGAAAACAAUCUCAAGCAGACACUAUCGGAAAAAGAUUUUCUGGUAUACAAUCUGAGUUGGAACCAGAAGAACGACAAUUGAUAGAAAAAGAUAUUCAACAUUUGAUGAAAUCAAUGAAUUCACUUAAUGUUCGAAUACGCAGCGAAAUUGACAAAAUUAUGGAUGAAAUGUUAUGCCGGAAAAAUUUGCAAAACAACUUGGAAAUGACGAGGGUCUGGAUUAGAACAAAACAGAAUGAUGUAAACAAAACUUCGAAUUAUAUACCGUUAUUAGCAUCAAAUGUGUUGUCUGAAAUAAAAUUAUGUAAGCGACAUGAACAGGCAAUAAAGGAGUUUGAAUCUAAUGCCUUUAAAGAUGUUAUCAAACAAAUAAAUGAAAUUAUGAAAGAUUGUAGUGACGAAGGUAGAUUGACACUGACAAGCAAUUUUGAUGAAAUAAAGCAAAAAUUAGAAGAACUUCUUGAAAGUUGCUCGUGCAAAUUAAAGAUCAUGGAGCACGAAUAUCAAAAGCGUCAUAGCUAUGAGAAAGGCAAGGACUUGUUUUGGGAUUGGUUAUUGGAAGCUGAGAAAAUUAUUUCCACCGACAUAAAUGUCACAAGUUUACAAAUACUAAACAACCAGCUACAAAAACUGGAUAUUUUAUGCGUACAAUGCACUGAAAUGAAACAAUCUCUCAAAGAACUAGAUGAUUACAAGGCAUCAAUAGUUCCCACAUUGAACGAUCCCGAUAAAAACAACAUCGAUGGUCAGAUGAAAAUAGCAAAUGAAAAAUGGAAAGUUGUUCAAAAUGCUUUAAAUAGUAAAUAUGAAAAGCUCAUGAAUCAUAAACAAGAAUAUGAAGCUGCCAUAGCAAAAGUGAACAACUGUUCCGAAGUGUUGGCUCAAGCUCAAAUCCAGAUAAGGGAUAUGAAUAGACCAGUUGUUAGUAGAAUAGAGAACAUUCAAGAUUUUCUAAUGUCAUACGAGACAAUGUUGGGAAAUUUGAAAGAUGUACGUCUUGAUUUGAAUACCAUUUUGCUAACCAAUAUACCACAAUUGAGAGAGAAUACUUCAAAACUUGAAGAAAUGAUCAUAGCAAUCGAAGAACAACUGAAAUGUUCCAAAUCAAUGCUGGUUUUGAGAGACCAAUUUAUUGCAGCUAUCAACGAAGUAGUGAAAUCGAUAACUAAAAUUCACACCGAUUUCAACGAAAUCGAGCAAUUCGCUCAAGAUAUAGAAGAUCGCUUGAAAAGAUACAUGGAUAUUUUACAUCAAAUCCAUUUAUGCGGUGGUUUGCUAUCGAUAGCAACAGAUAAAGGACAUGCCAUUGCCAAUGAAGGAACAGAUCAUGAUCGUCACAACAUCAUGGAUCAGUUGCAUUCUCUUCAGUUGCAGUUAGAUUCCAUACGAAGGAGUGUUGAAAUCGAGCAAGAUGAAUAUAAAAAGCAGCAUAUUUUCUACCAAACUACAACUAAUGGUUUGAUGGAGUUGUUAGAUUGGUUCCAGCAAAAUAACGAUGUUAUUAAGUCUCGUCCCAAGUAUAGUGAUGACACGAAUGUUUCGGCAGAUUAUUUGAAAAGUCACGAAAAAAUUAGCAUCCAUGCUCGUUCGAAUAUCAAUAAAAUCUCAGAGCUUUUGAAUAAACUGAAAGCCGCGGCAAAACUACCGACUGAACUUCAGGAGAAAGUAUUUACUGCUCAAACCUUCAUCAACGAUGUGCCUAAGGAAUUGAUAGCGCGUGAGUCAUAUUUGGAAGCAAAUCAUCAAUACCGUUUGAUUUACCAUGAAGGUCUGAACAAGUUGAAGGAUUGGCUCAAUACUGCUGAAAAACGUUUCAAAUCGCAAAUCGAUUUCAAAUUAGAGUUGAAUGAUGUAAUCUCUGAUAUUGCCGAAAUGGACAAAUUUUUAGAAAGUGAAGCUUUCUUCAGGAAAUUACUGUUCCAUGAUAUUCAAGAUCAUGCGGAUCAGUUUUGGAAUACACUCGCAACAGUUGAUCAAGACAGAUGCCUAGCAGAGCUGCAAACACUCAAAGCACGCUUAUCCGAGAUAUCAAAUAAUGCAGCGAUUCAACAAAGCAAAUUACUGACUAAUAAGGAUCUCGUUCGGCAAUAUCAUGCUCAAAACGAUAAAGUUAAGAAGUGCCUUCAUAAAAUGAAAAUAGAUGAUACGAUAAUGACGCUACCGACACUCUCAGGACGAAUUGACUACAUCAAUGGAAUGUUAAAAGCGAAUGAGAAGGAUUGCAACGAAUUAGACACGCUGAACGAGAUAUCUAAUCAUAUUAUUGAACAAGCGAAUCAAUUCGACAGCAGUAGAAUUCGAAAGGAUAACAGCGAAAUCAACCGCACUUGGACCGAUUGCAUAGCACUUCUACGCAACCUUCAAGAAAAUUUGGUGCAACUCCAGCACCAGUGGGUUCAACUCGAAGAUAUACUACAGGAGCUUGAAAUAAAAUCGAACAGUUUACUCGAGAAGGAUAAAAGCUUGGAUUUGUCGAUCCAAUCAAAAGAUGAUAUUCUAGCCAAAAAGCAUGCGAUAAAAAGUUUGCUGGAAGAUAAAACUACACUUGGUGAAUUGAAUACGAAGGCGAAUUCUUUGGCGAAAACAUUGAUCAGCGCACUGAAGGAGCAGCAAAUAUCACCUCAUUCAUUAGAAGAGAAAUUGAACCACCUGAAUCAGGUUAAUACAAAGCUUCAAGAUAAUUUGGAUGUGAAACUUCAAAAGUUGCAGAACAUUCUACGGGAGUUGGAACAUUAUUCGGAAGAAAUCUACACACUUCAAAAGACGAUAGGACAGUUGUUUGAGGAUCUUAAAAAAAUUGAUCCGUUUGAUGAAAAAUUAUUCCAAACAGAAAAGAGUCUCAAUUCUAUCAAAUCAACUGCAGAAGGAUAUUUGAACCACAAAGUGCAGCUUCAAAAUCAGAUCAAGGAUAAAUAUUUGUCUUCGCAACCGUUUAUUCCAAACGAUUUGGCAGAUCAACUUAAUUCGUUAGAAACUCUUUUAACGACUAUUUCGUUCACAAUGGAGGAAUGUGAUCGUGACUUUAAAAGAGCGAAAACCAUGCGUACUGAUUAUUUCUUAGCAUAUGACAGAAUUAAAACGUGGAUAGAAAACGCAGAACUAACUGUCAGUAACCAUAAUAUUGAUCCCAGUGAUUUAAAAACGAAAUUAACAGCAUUCACUCUUGAAUGCUCCGAUCUUCGCCUGUUAUGUGAUCAACUAGUCCUGAAUGGAAAUGAGAUCAUAAAAAAUUGCAGAAACUAUAAUGAUAGGCAAGCCAUGCAAGCGAACAUGGAUCAGAUAUGUUUAGAACUAAUUAAAACCAUUCAACUGAUUCAUGAUAAAAACGAAACUGUUGAUCACAUUCUCGGAAACUGGGCAAACUUUAUGCAUUUAUAUCAAUCGGUCAUUGAUUGGUCAGUGACAAUUCGUUUACUUUUAGAAAAAAAGCUGCAACUGAACUCAUUACCUGAAGCACAACUAGCGUGUCAGAACUACACAAGUGCGGUGUCUACCUUAGCAGAUGUUUCGAAACAUUUGAGCGAAAUGAAUCUAGAAUUCGAUAAAAUAAACGAAGUUUGUUCAACUGGUUUCUUGAAGAACAAACUACACGAAGCCGACACUGUGAAAGUCAAUAUGGAAACAACAUUAUUCGAAAGGAAUUUAUUUCUCCAAGAAACAACCGAAGAAUGGCAACAGUAUGAGCAUAAAAUUAAAAGCGUAAAUGAAUGGAUCAAAGAAUCGUAUGAGACGUUGAGUUCUCCUGAAAUGAAAAUAAAACCUUUACGCGAUCAGCUUCGCAUACUUGACCAAAUGCUUGCAGAUAUAUCAGCACAAAAAAUUAAAGUCAAUAUGUCGUUAGAAAAACUGCAGGUUCACUUUCAUUCAGAAAUCAUAUGCACAGAUAAUCCCAGUAUAGUUUACAAUGGACGUUCUGUGCUAGACAGUCUUGAUAAACUGAAUACAGACGUACUUCAAACAACUCAAAACUUAAACAAGACUUUAGUAAAAAUUGAGGAAUGUCAAUAUGAAAUGCAAACUUUACGGCAUCAUAUUGUACAAGAGGAACAACAGCUUCGAAAUAUUUUGUCACCCUUGCAUCAAUCCAGUGAUAGUGAUAAAAACGAAAAGGAACCGUCGUUCAUUCGGAACCAUAUUUCUAAUGAGGAAACCCAGCGUCAACUAUCUGAGCACCUAGUGUAUACCACACAGCAACCGGAAGUAUCACAUCUGGUAGAUAUGGAAAAUUCAUCAAAAUCAAUAGCAUCGUUUCCCUCGUAUAUCAGUGUUAAUGCUAGCGUAUCCGAUAGAACAACGAAACAUGUAGCACCUGAAUUAAAUUCAAACAACAAUCGGCCAACCGUUUGGAAUAACUCAGACCUCACAUAUGCUGAAGUUGUUGCUGGUCUUCGUAAACAGCAUCAAACACAAUAUCGUUUAUCAAAGGUUUCCACUGAGCAUGAUACAAAUGCAAAAUGUCCAGUAUUAUUCAGUCUGAACCAAAAAGACAAUAAUCCAACGGCUCCCUAUUCGAACAAUUCCUUAAAGUUAUCUAUACCUGAUACCCGUUUCGAAACUGAAUUGAAACAUCCUAAAUCUAUACCAAAAAACAAGCCUAAACCAGUCAAUAUAUCUUGCAAGUCUCAAAAAUAUAUUCAAAAAGAUAUUACUAAGUUACAAAAACACAAAUCUGAAUCAGAAUCUUCCUUAAAGGAAGAUUCGACUAACGCUGUCCAAUUAAUGCUGAAUUCAACUGAUCAAACACGAGCAACAGAAACCCCGAUAGUUGAUAAUGUUGAUGCUUCUCCACAAUAUGUCCCAGUAAAUAAUUUGAAUGAGUCAUAUGCAGAAGUUCUUAAAAACAUCAAAACGAAAAAUACCCGAUUCGUUCCCCCAUCUAAGAUUGUUCAAAAAUCUUCAGACAUCGACAAAUUUGAUUUAAAUGACACCACAAAUGAGCAAUCUAUCUCUAUCAGCUCUUCUUUCCAUUCCAAAAGUUAUGCACCACGCAAGCAUAAAAAUCAACAUGUCUCUGAGCCUAUUAUUGAUUCCAAAAGCACUUUGGUGGCGCUAUCAAAAGGCAGCAUUUCUUUAGACAUAGAUAGUGGCCAUGCAUCAUCAGUACUCGUUAAAACAAUCAAUACAAAUAGUUCUUCAAAUGAGCCGAGAAAAUCAAAAAAGAAGAAGAAAAAAUCUAAAAAACCUUUAGACCUUGUGAAAGUUCAAAGUGAGAAUGACGGUGAAGUUGAUACAAUAACGGACACAGUAUCAUUAUUAAAUAAAACAGUAAAAGUUGUAAAUAUUCUUACACACAAAGACAACGUCCUAAUUGAUCAAUCAGGAGUCUCGUGUUCAAAAAGAAAUAUUGAGGCGGAAUCUGAAGGAACACAAAAUGCGGACAAAACAGUUAAUGUGACCAAUUUUUCCCACACGAAAGAUUGUGUUCAUGAAGAUACACAAACAAACCCAUCUGAUGUUCAGAGACAAAAACCUUUUCUAUCGCAAAAUUCAGUUGACAAAAAAAUCAACCAAUAUUCACUAGAUUCAACGGAAUCGCUAAAGUCGUCAAACAAUGAAAUAGUGACACAUGAUGACGUUGAACCAAUAAAAAAUGCAAAUCUAUAUUUCAUCGCUCCUAAAGAAAAUAUAGAUUUGAGUAAAAGUUCAGUGAAAACAAAAAAGAAUAAUACAGAAAAAUUUGAAAAAAUUCGAAAAUCGAACUCGUCCAAGAUAAUAGCAUUACUGGAGCGCGAAAGUAAACAAUUUGAAAAAGAGCUAUUGAAUGAUCAGCCAGAAUUAUCAACACAACACGAAAAAGAGAACGAAAUGAUGAAUGUAAUAUAUCACAGUCAACACAAUUUAGAAAAUCAAAAAAAGAAAGUAGCACCAGACGAUAUUACGAAUAAGGACGUAAUAUUAACCGAGUUAGAUCAAGGAUUCAAAAGUAAUCUAGUAUUUGAGGAGUAUGAUUUCAUGCGUUCCACACAACUGGCAAAUAAACAAGAACCAGUAACAGAUGUAAACACUUCUCAGAACAGUAAUGGUAAUAACAGUUUGAAACCUGGUGAUACAUCAACAGUAUCAAAUCAAGGUCAUCGUGAAUCAACUUCAAAAGUUACUACAAAUGAUGAAGUACAACCGACCACAUCUAAUGAUUUAGAUCAAAAUCGUUCCACAACAGUAACGAUCCAUAAAAAAUGGCGUGAAAACACACAAAAGAUUUCGAUGAUUACACACGAAGAGCACCUUUUGAAACCAAUUUCUCAUAUGAAGCUAGAGCUUCCAAAUGUUAGCUUUGAAAAGAUUAUCAGUGAAAUGGAACAGUUUCCAAUAAAUCCUCAACAAGGGGAAGCUGAAGCUCACACGGAAAUUGUUAAAAACUUUGAAACAAAAUUCGGUGAAGAAAUGCAAAUGGCAACUGAAAUAUCUGUUGUUGAUUAUUUGACAACAGAUCCUUUGCAUACUAAAUUAAUUGGAGUGCUAUCAGAUGAAGAUGCAAGUACAUCCAAGACACAGAUUGAUCUUAUAGACAGUGACGAAAAUAAUAGAACAAACACAAAUUCAAAACUAGAGAAAUGUGAAACAGUUACAUCCACAAUGACGAACAGUUUUGAAAGUUUGACAGAACAACAAAGUAUUGAUUUCUUGAAUGUGGACUCUCCUUCAAUACAAAACAGAAAUAGUUCCAUAACUGCUGAUGAGCAAGGUAAAAUAUCGCCCGAGAUCCAUAAAAGUACGAUAGUACAUCAAGCACAUAAAAGUGUGGAACUUUUGGAACCAAUGAAAAUCAGCACUUGUGAUAUUGCGUACAUACAACAAGACGACAUAAAUUGUUUAUUAGAGUUCAAAAAACACCCCGGCUCGAUAGAAAAACUGAUCGAAUCAAUUGACCCAAGUAAUCAAAUGGGAGAAGAACACAAAUCUGACAGUACAGAGCUUGGAUCCCAGGUCUUAAAUCGCACUUUCACUGUUGAUGAAAGCAUUGCAGUAAUGGGAAGAAGUGAUAUCAGUAUUCCUCCAGCUCAAGUUUCAACUGACCAAGAAAAGCGCUACUUAUCGUGUAUUGAUGUAAUCAUAACUGAUGAUACAAGACAAAAAUUAGAACAUGAAGAUUCAUUUGAAACAACCAAGGAAACUCUAAACGAACUUCAUAAGGUACUGAUGACAAUUGAACACAGCUCAAAAAAUGAUUUGAUUGAAACAUUGCCGGCAGCUGGAUCGGAGUUAUCUAGUAUCAAUAAAUAUCAGCCACGAGUUGAGAAUAAUAAUUCAGUGUUGGUCGGAGACAAUGAAUAUCUUAACAACAACUGCUAUACUUACUGGAAGUAUCACGAUGCAGAAAUGGAGUAUCACAAACAUUUCCCAUUGCUACAUGAACAAAUAGAUAAACAACAAAUAACUACUUACACUACAAAUAGCAAGAGCUCAGAAGAUAUCGACAUGCAGCAAAUAUCUGAAAAUAGUUCUAUUGUUCUGAUUACUGAAGACCAGGAAAUAGUAUCUCGGGAUGAAAUAGUCACUAGACAAUCUGAAAAUGAGACUAACAACAACAAAUUGGCUGUCGAACAGAUACUAGACGAACGCUACAUAAAAACUCAGGAAGCACAACAACUACAACAUCAAAUUUCAAACAAGAUCAGUGAUGAUAAUAUUGCCCUGAUUGAUUGCCAAGUGACAUCAUUUGGACAAGAUGUUGUUAAAACUACUGGAUCAGAUCAGCCAACGGAGACCUUAGCACAACGAGCUGAUGUACAGACUGAUGAAAUUGUUUUGUUAUUGCAAACUAAUACUGAAGAAUUAAUAAGAACAGAAAGAACGCAAGAAUUAAAGCAUCAACAAAUCUGCGAUAAAUUUGACGAAGAGGAGACCUCUCUAAUAGCUCUCAGAGAAACCUCUUCUGAGCCAGAUGUUAUCCAUUCAAUAAAGGUUACUGAAUCAGAACGGCCUGAAAGCAUUACUUUAAACUGCAGUAGAAAUGAUAUACAAAGUGUUACUAAUGAUACGUAUUUGAAAGAGAGUAAGCCCACAAAUGACGAUAUCUUGUCACAAGUGCAAUUCAGUUCCAUGCAAACGCCGACAGAUGAGCAACCUAUUGAUAAAGUUGAUCAAAUGCUUACAGUAAAAACUGAAGGAAGUUUCUCUGAGAUUCAAGAUGAGGCCAGUGUUUCACAGGAUCAUGAUCAUUACAAUUUUCAAGAUAGUAGCAAGCAGUUUCUAGAAAGCCAGAUAUCAAUCGAAUUAGAAAAACCAGAACUCGAUAGCACACUUUGUGAUGAGAAGACUGCAUUAAUUAUUUCUAAAGAAGCAGAAACUGUCACUAGAACCAGUCCAGAUUUUAAAAAUGACGUUAGCCAGCCCGAAUCCAACACUAUCUUCUUACUACCUCGAAUUAAUGAACAGCAAUUAAAUGAUGAGCUAGAACAACAACCUGUUGGACGAACUGACUUGCAAGACAUAAGUGAAAAUAUUGCAGAGACUAUUGAGAGAGACACAGAUAUAGUAAGUACUAAUGAAAAAUCAAUCGAAAAUCGAGAAAUGCUGGAGCACCACCAAAACUUCGAUAAAAUUGACAAUGAGAAUAAUGUUUUGUAUGCUCACAGUAAAAUGUCGACAGAUCAAGAAAUUUUUCAAUCAGAUGUAGUUAUUGAAAAACUUUCAAACCAAGUCGAUGAUAAGAAAGUAGCUUCAAUUACUUUCGAACAAGAUUUGAUCCAAUCAAAUACAGUCAUUACAGAGGAUUCGAAAAGUAGUGGAAUUCUACCAGAAAUUGAAUCUAGCUCUUACGAAAUGCCGACUGACAAACAGAAACAAAACGAUGAGUUAGACCAAAAGCUCAUUGAAGAAACUAGGGAAACAGUUUCACCUGCUUCUAAUAUGUAUAGUAAUGUGCAUCAGCGGCAAGUAUCGACCAAGAUUGAUGAUGAAGAAUCUACUUUAAUUUCUCUCAGGGAAACAUCAUUUGAACAAGAUUUUGUUCUAUCAAAUACAAGUGCGGGAGUACAUAACUUUGAUGAUGCUUCUAGCUUCCCACAACUACUGGCAGAUGAACAACAUCUAAAAAACGUGAUAAUACCAAAACCUCUGCAAGACAAUUGUGGGAAUAUUAUUCGCCCUCUUGAAGACUCAAUUUUACAAGAUACUAGUGAGAAAGAAACGCUAGAAGUACAAGAAUUGAAUCAGGACGGAAUUAAUGAUGAAGAAAUUACAUUAAUUGCUUUCAGAGAAAAAUCAUUUGAGCAAGAUUUGAUCGAAUCGAGUAUGGUUCCGAUAACAAAGGAUUCUGUUGAUAUCUCUUCAGUAACAGAAGAACACGCAUUGGCUGACAGCCAGCAACUACCGGAUGAGAUAAUUCACAAACUCGUAGUACAAAUUGACGAAGCAUAUUCGGCUUUGCAAAAUGAAAAAGAAAAUAAUGCUCAGAAUGUUGAAAAAGAAUUGUCCGAUUUGCAAGCUAGCUGGAAAUCCAUGGAAAAUGUAGAAUCACAAGAAUGGGAACUACAAAAGUUUGAUGUUGAGAAAAUUGACCUAGAUGCUCUCGAAAAAACAUCAUUCGAACAUGAUUUGGUCCAAACAAAUACAACUACUUUAAUACAAAACUCAACAAAUGUUGAUAGUUCUCGUCAAAAGUUAUCAGAAAAAUAUCAACUGAAUGAUCCUAAAAUAAUACCUCAUGAACAAGAUUUGAUCCAAUCAUUGUCCGAUGAUCGAGAUAAUAUAACAAUAGAUGAUGUGCUGAGAAAAACUGAUAAUAGUUCCUUGCAAAAGUUGACAGACCCCGUUGAUGAUAUUGAUUUUAAAAGUAAAAAUGUGGUACAGAUGUUUGAAAAAGAUUCAGGUUCCCAAGAAGGCAAAGAAUUAGAACGUCAAGUAAUUUCAGAUGUGACAGAUGAUGAGGAAAUAUCAUUAAUUACUCUAAGAGAAAAUAUCAAAUUUCAACUGUUUGAUGAGGCUGACCAAAAUUUUAAUGAUAAGAUUGAUGAAAAAUCUUCGGAUUUACAAGCUAGUGAUCAAAAUAUUAUGCGGUCUUCUGGAAAAGAUUUGCUGAAUAACAUUGAAAAGUUUAUAGAAAAUAUGAAAUCACAUGAGUUGGACAAUCGACAAACAUCAGAUGAGAAAGAAACAUCGCAUAUUGUGAACCUUGGCGAUACACCUUUGAAAGAACAAGAAAAUUACGAUCCUGAAACGUUUAUACAUAACCAGAAAUCGCAAGCAUCAGAAUAUCAACUGGCCGUAGACGAAGGAAAUGAUGAACAGAACAAUAUAGAUAAUUCCAAAGCAACAUCAUUAAAUCCGGAUUUGGAACUAUCGGGAACGAUUAUUGAAGCACUCGAUCCUAGAUUGAAUGAUGCCAUCCUGUCACAAACUGAAUCUAGUUUCUUACAAACAUUAGCAGAUAUUCCGCAACCAUGCGAGGCAAAAAUUGUUCCAGAGGAUGCACAAGCUUUUGAAAAGGAUUCAGAUAUACGUUAUAACGAUGAAAAUCCAGAAGAACAAGUAUUAGAACAUCUACAGUCGCGUGGUGAAAUCGAUGACGAGGAAUUGUUAUUAAUUUCUCUGAGAGAAUCAUCAUUUAAACAAGAUUCGAUCGAAUCCGCUAUCAAAAACAAAACGUCAAUCCGUAGAAGUGAUGAAAUCUUACCUGAAAACGUAUCUAGCUCCUCACAAACAUUGACAGACAAACUGACAGACGAAGAGCAGAAAUUGAUGCAUAAAACAGACAAAACUGUGCGGGAUUUAUAUCCCAAUUACGAUAAUCUUGAGCUAACAAUUGUAAGAGAAACAGAUUUGUCAUACAAUAAUGAGAAAUUCGAAAAAGCUGAGAAAUCGUCCGAAUCAGAGAAUCAACGAAGCUCAGAUGCUACAUUACUCAAAAAUGAUUUUCUUCCUACCACGAGAAUCACUGCAAUAUCAGACACUCUACCAGAAACGGAAAAUAGGCCCUUACAAAAGCUGACAGACAUACAGCAAUCUAACACUGAUUUGGGUCAAAUAGCUGUUGAAAAGUUUGAAGAAACUUCUUCGGGUUUUCUAGGCAACAUAGAAAAUGUUACUCAUGGUCUUGAAAACAAUCCUCAAUUAAGAGGUAGUAAAACGGAAAACAUAAAAUCGCAAGAACCAAAACUUCAACCGAUUUCAGAUAAAAUUAAUAAUGAAAACAUUGAUCCUGUUACAUCUUUCGAGCAUGUUUUAGAUCAAUCAAACACAAUCAUUAACACCCAGUUAGAGCAAAGAUGUGUUGUACAGAUCGACGAGAAAACUGAGGUCUUACAAGAAAAAGCAGAAAAUUAUUCACAAGCUCUUGGAAAGGAUGCAAAUGAGCAAAAUAACAGCGACGGGAACCGAACCCAGUUCGACGAGUUACAAGUUAAUAUUGAAAAAAACGUUCAAGAUGAUUCUGAUCAAUAUUUACAAAAUAACAGUGAAAAGUUUAUAGAAAGUCAGAAGUCACAAGAAUCAGUAAAUCAACAACCCAACGAUGAAACUAACGUGGCUUCGAUUACUUUCAAAGAACUAUCUCUCGAUGUUUCAACAAAUGAAGACAUUUUGUCAGCAAAUAAAACUCAUUUCUCACACACUAUGAUAGAUGAUAACCAGCAAUCCAUCAAAGAGAUAAACCGAAACAAUGUUGAACUGAUUGACGAAACAGUUUUUGAUUUACUAGAUAACGUUAAAAAUGUGUCAGAAUGCAGCGAAAUAUCUCUAGGCGAUCAGAAACCACAAGAAUUGGAACAUCAACAAGUUUUAAUCACAGAUGAAGGAUGUGAUGAUGAGAUUGAUGUGAGUUCUGUUAGAGACCCAUCAUUUGAGUUGAAUUCGAUGCAUUCAAUAAUAAUUUCUGAUUCACAAAAUCCUGUCAAAGAUGAAGACGUACAGGAAAUGGCACCUUGUUUCUUUCCAACUUUGCAACUAAAAGCUGAGGAAGAUAAAAAAAUUGGUAUAUUUGACGAAACUGAUUUGAAUUUGCAAUACAAUGAUGAAAAAGUCAUACAUGGUGUAGAAAGUAAAGAGAUAAGUCAGCAUUUAAGUUUUGAGCAUCAACAAAUAAUUAAUGUAACGAAUGAUGAGGAAACUUCCUUAAUUGCUCUUAAAGAAACAUCAUUUGAACUAGACCGUUUUGAAAUAGAGCAAUCAACAAAUGAUGACACUGUAGAACAAGAAAUUGACAAUUGCACUUUAAAAAACACAAUGGAACACAAAGAUGAAGACAAACAAAGUGGAACUGAAAACACUAGUGAAUCGACUUCCGCAAAUGCAAAUACCAAUGUUACUAACACCAAUGAAAAAGCUGCAGAUUUGCCAGAUCACUCCGAUAAAUUUUUAAAAACCUUGAAAGGACCAAGUUUAGAAUCGGUGGAUACAACAAAUGCAAAUUCACAAUUCGCAAAUUACCCUACAGACGAGGAGAUCACUUUAAUUGCUCUAAGAGAAACAUCAUUCGAACAAGAUUCGAUGAAGUCAAAGAAAGCCACUGAAUCAGAACGACCGAAACAUGAUGAUACAUAUCAACCAAUCAAUGUGGUAGAUCAAAGAUAUAAUGUACAAAAUGAAGGAGCAGCAUCAACACCACCGUCCGAAUCCUGCUCAAAUGUAACAUUUGCAGGUACAUUUACGUCAGAUACUUCAAUGGAUGCAUCACAUGUGUCAAAUGAAAAUCCUAAUCAACGACUAGGAAAGCAGUUUAAUUCUAUCGAAACCAACAUUCAAUACAUGAAUCAAUCCACAGAUGACCCCAGCACAACAAAACUGAAUGUUGCUAUCAUCUUCACUGAAGGAAAAAGCAUCUCUCCUUGUUAUUGGAAGUACUGCGAUGCUGAGAAGUUACAUCAUACCAACAUUACACAAUCCGACACUACUGAUCAACUGACAGUAUGCAAACCUUCAACAAAUCAAAAUGAGCUUAGUUGUUUCAAUGAACACGUUGAAUGUAAAUUUAACCAUUUUGACGCUAAAUGUUUCAAACGUUAUUAUAAUUACUGGGAGUAUCACGACGCUGAGAAGCAAUACUUUCAUCGCUCUUCGGUUACUUUUAAUAAACCAAGUGCACAAAUUAGCUUCCAAGAUUCAGAAGAGUUUAUACAUUCUGAUACGAUUUACACAACCGAUGUUGGUCAGAGAGUUACGCAUGAGAACAUAUCUGAUCAAAACUGUUCUAGUUCAACUGUGGAGAAAAAAUGUGACGACAUUUCAAAGUACACAAAUGAGGAAUUUUUAUCAGAUGAAAACAAUGAAUUAUCAGGGCAGGGAAUGAUGCCAUCUGAUCUCGUUCGUGAGCAAGUGAAAACACAAGAAUUACUAGAUAGAUCCAUAGGCCUAUCAGAAACCAAUGAAACCGUUGUAGAUGCCGCACAAAAUGUAGCAAUUAAUAUGAAUCGGAACGAAUAUUUUGAGAAUUUGGCAUUUGGUGGAUACUUAAUUGAAAAAUCAGUAUACGAUACGGCCGAAAACCAAUAUCAUGUUUUAAAUACCAGAGAACACUUAAAAACUCAUCCUUCAUUAGGAUCUCUUUCGAAAGAUGAAGAUAUCAAUCAGCAGAAUCGAUGCGAAAAAAAUCACGAAUACCAUGACUAUUCUAAUAACUCACAGCUAUGCGCAUCAACAACUAAUAUGCUAACUGAUAGUUCAAACAACUCCACACAUUUAAUUUCCUCCUAUCCCGACUGCACCAAUCCUUUAUCCAAUACCGAAUUUCCCGAAACACCUAAACUGUUAGGUACAACAAACAACGUAGUGCCAAGUAAUUCCAAUGAUAAUGUAGCUGGUUGCACCAUGAGUAAACAGACACUUACAAAUAGUGUGGAAAAUAUUUUGGAAUCUUUGCUGUCCGCCGAACUUAAAAUGAAUAAUUUGCCCUAUGACAAUAUAAAUGAUUUAAUCAAAGGUUUACAGAUUCUUAUUGAAAAGUUGGCUGAUUACAAGCAACAAAAUAGUGCCAUCUCUAUGUCGGUUCCGCAAAAUGCCGAUAAUCGGGUCAAAGAAAGUAUUCAACAAAUUGAUAACCGUAUUGAUUUUCUACGCCAAAGAGCCCACGAAGGAUUAGAGAAAAUUCAGACUUCUUUAAAAUUACGAGAACAACGAAAGGCAGAAGUGCAUUCGUAUUUUCAACUGUUGGAUGAAAUCGAAAACUGGUUAUGUUCUGAAAGUAUACAACUUUCUAGCAUAGAUGAACAAUGGCCAGAGGAUAAUUUAAUACCAGUGUUGAAUCAAAACCGAAUAAAGUUAGAGCAACUUCGGGAAAAAGAAAUUCAGUCGCUUGAUAUGUAUUCAAAAACUGAAGAGUUCAUAAAAUAUGUCGACUUGCAGGAUAAAGCAGUCGUAUUACGAGAAAAUCUAAACGUUUUAAACAGAACAAUAAGAGAGAAAGCACUCAUAUUAGAGCACAAUAUUCAACAUAUUCAAGAAAUGAUGGAGCCAUCAGAAAUUUCAAAAGUAGAUAAUGAGGUUCAAACCAGUCUUCCGUCUUCUCUUACUGCGAUGGAAGCUGCAAUUACUACAUCCAGUCAACAGAAUACUUCAUCACAAACCGAAAGUGAUCGAUUAACGGAUAACAUUCUUAUAAUACAAUCUGUUGCUGAUGGUAGAGAGAUAGUUCAAAUUUCAAAUGUGUCUAAUUCAUCAUUUUUGGGAUCUGCAAGUGAUGUAAUAGUUGAAGCAAAAUAUACUCAACAUGUACCGGGAGAAAGUACGAGGUCCUCGGAAAUUCUUCUGAAAAAUAUACCUUCAGAGUUUGAGACUACGUUUGUUGAACCAGAUGAAAGCACGACUGAAAUUAUCGUUGAAAAAGAUGGAUCAAAGAAAAUAAUUCUUAAAAAGAUGGUCCUCCCAGUAGAGUCUAUAGACUCUUUGACAGCUGUUGAUCCAUCUUAUGAGCCAGAAAUGCAUUCAGUCAAAAUUAAAGAUAAGUUGAAUGAAUCGCAUAACGAACCUUUUACUAUCAGCGAGGGUGAUGAUGUUCAUACCGUAGUGGGUGAUGAUGUUCAUAACGUAGUGGAGCAAAUUUUGAGUGACAUUCAACAGAAGGUUGUUGUAUUAUCGGAGAAUGAAACAAAUGAAGUUCAGGAUCAUCGAACAGAAAAAUCUCAGGUAUUUGAAUCUAUUGCACAAAAAGUAGAUUUGAUUGCUUCUGUUGUUGAAUCACCAACUAGUACUGUAUUUAGUAUGCAAAAUACAUCACAGUCGAACGAAAAACUUAUCGAAACAUAUUGUUCCUAUAAACCAGACAGUACAGACAAGACUAUAAUAGGUGUAAGUGAAAUAUGGCCGCCUUCAGAGUUUAUAACUUCAUCCGAAAAUACGCCUUUGGUAAAAUCUAUUGAAUUACCACCUGUGCCUGUCGAUUCCACCGAUAUAGCAACGCAAAAAGAUUCAUCUGAGGCUGAUAGAAUUUGGCCUUUAAAUUUAGAUAUCGGAUCAAAUAGUAUUAAGAUGAAAAGCAUACCAAGUGAUAUUGCUAGGUCAACAGUAGGUAAUACAGAACAGACUUGGCUGAAGCCUGAGAUUGAAGAACAUUCAAUUGAGAUUGCUAUCGAUUGUGCGUCAUCCGAAAAUGUUGCUUUGACUACAAGUGAUAAUGAAGUGCUAUUGAAAAAGAAUGAAGAGAAUAUUAGUGAACAAAAAUACAAUGAAACUACAUUUGAUAAAAUUGUUUGUGACACCCCUACAAGUAUAAACGAUGAAACGCCGAGUGAUGAAGCAUUAACUCAACUACGUGUUGCUGAAUUCCAAACGAUGCAUUUAGAUGAAGCUCUUGCUGAUAGCGUAGUGAUUCCUGGUACAGAAGAAGUUAGCAACGUUCCGACAGAGCAUGUUGAUACACAAGAUACAAAUGUUAUGACACAUUCAGGAGACGACGAUAAAACAGUCGAAGAAAAUAAUGCAACGAUCAAUAAAGAACGAACACUCGAAGUUCAAGUUUCCUCCAUUAAAAAAUCUCACGGAGCUCUAAAACUUAGCAUGAACAUCGAUUCUUCCGAUGCCAGUAAAGUCAAUGUUAGUCUAAUAGAAAUAGCUUCUAGUGAAGCAAGUCCCGAUCAACCGGAAGCUACAGCACUGUCGGAAACACAGUUAUGUGCCGAGAAAAUCGAAGGACUCAGUGAAGUAGAUUUUGACAAAGGAUAUGAGGCGGACAAAACUACUCCAGAAGGUGAAUCAGAAACUUGUGAUUCCCAGAAAAAAAAGAAAAGAAGAAAGAAGAAACACAAGGGGGAUAAAACCGAAUCAGAAGUUAUACAGGAUGAAGAAUUGAAAACAACACAGUUGGACGUUGGUAAUGAAAAUAAAUCGAAAUCCUUAUCCGGUAUAUGUUACGAAGAAAAGGACUAUGAUGAAAUACAGCGAAGCGUAUUCCGUACCGAAGAAGUAUCAACGAUCGUCCAGGAAAAAGUAGUAGUUCCAACGGAAAUAGUGGAAACUGUUUAUGUUGAAGACGUACAUCAACAAACAACUCCUGUGCACUUUACUCAAUCGGAAGAAGACGUGGAUCAAGAAAUUGUCCUAAUUACAUCUGAUAAAUUGAUGGUCUCAAUCGACGUGGAAGAGAAAUCAAUUCAAACAUCACAUGAGCCGGAUGUAGUAAAAGCAUCUCAACAAACUUCUCCUAUAGAGCAAGAAAUUCCCCAACUAGACUCUAAAGAAAUUCAAGCUACCAUCAACGUGCUAGAAAUUGAUACACAAACCAUGCAUUUAGAGUCUACCAGUCAGAGAGAACAAGACGUCCAAACGGAAGUACUUGUAGAAGAAGAUAAGCGUACUCCUGUCACAUUGAAAUCGGAUUGUACUGACUCAGCGAAUCAAACUGAAAAUGCAAGAAUAGCUGAAGCACAGAUACAAACCACGGAAAGCUUCGAGGAAAUUGUUGACCCAAUCAUUACAAACAUUGUAAAUGCGGCUAUACGCGAAGAUAUUUUAUCCAAACGACAAUUCACUCAAACAAGUCCAGUUGAAUUCGAGCAACUGGCAAUAACACAAGAAUCCAACAAUAAAGUAAUAACCCACCAUGAAGAUAUACAAACCGUUGAUCCUGAGGUUAUUGAUGCGUAUACUGAAACUGACAUCGAGGUCAAGGUUGGAACUACCUCACCUGUGCAAUAUACUGUUGUCGAAGCGGAAAUCCAAACAACCAGUAAACCGGAUGUUUCACAAAAAAUAAAUGAUGGUGAAACUGCCAUGAAAUUAACACCAGAGGUUCAAAAUGUAGUAACUCAAAUCCUGCCUACCGAGAUUAGCGAUAAUCAAUCACAAACGCAACCAGAACUGAGAAGUGAUUUUAGCGACACUGUAACCAUCGGCACUCAAGCUGAUAAUGCUGAAUACCGAAAAAAUAACGAUGUCAAAAAGAACCGAAAGAGAAAGUCGAAAAGUGAUCGACUCACGCCCAUUGAAGUUGAUAUAAAUACUCAGGUUAUUUUGCCCGAUACUUGCCUUGAAUCCAUUGAACAAUCAACUUCUAAGACUAUAAUUCAGGAAUCUAAUCUUGAUUUCAACAGUGAGAUCGAUCUGAAUAUUCAGAUAGAAAUACAAGCAUCGACCCAAGAUCCUUUCUAUUGUAACAUGAACGAGAUGAUUCCUGAAGAUAAAAUGUGGUCAAUUAGUUUGUCGGACUACUUUUCAAUAGUGAAAUCUCAGAAAAGUUGUUCUAAUUAUAAUUUAAUUCCGUGGACUGAAAUUUCAAAAAUCAUUCAGCAAAAACAUACGAUUCCGAAAAUAUGGGAACAGCAUACUAAAAUUGGUGGAGUCGUUAAUUUCGAUGCAGAUUGCGAAGAGGAUGUUUUGGAAUUUGACAACGAAUUUAGUAAUUUAAUCUCCAAUUCAAAUAACAAUGAACUUCGGCAGAAAUAUUUAUUUGAAAUUCUAGAAGUCAUUGCUACUCAAAUGGAAGAAAUAGACGAUAACAUCCGUACACAUCUUGAUAUGGGUGACUCUGACCGAAUAAAGAUGCGCAAUAUGUGCAAAACAAAACUACAUAACCUACAAAAACACACUAAACGUAUCAUUGAAUACGUUAUCGAGAAAAAAGUGGGAGAAUCUCCAGAUGCUUUGAAUUGCUUUGUUAACACAAUACAAAAUAUUGAGAGUAUGCAAAACAGAAUUUCUCAACUUGAGGAUACUGAACAGAGUAACGCAGAACAGAAAGGCGCUGCCUUUAACAUGUUGUAUUCCAUUCAAGUAGAGUUGAGUGCAGCAGAAGAAAGAUUAAAUUGUAUCACUCUAAGCGAGAAUCUAUCAAUAAUGGAAAAAAUGAUGGCCCUUGAGGAGAUUGAAAAUGAAAACAAUCUUUGCCUGACGAAAUUGAAUAAUAUUUCGGAUGAGUUAGGCAAAAGAAACUCAAUUGAUGACGCCUUACUUGUUACCCUCGAAAGUCUUGAUCAAUCAUCACACAGGUUGGAGAAUAAUAUCGUGUUAGAACGAAAUAAACUACACCAGUUCAACAGUUUGGCAGAGGAAUACGAACAGACAUUAUUGGAGUUUGAAGAAAUUUCUGUAGCAGCAGAGGAGUUUAUAGACAAUGAAAUAGCAACCAGUAGUCUAGAGGAUCUUCAAGAAGAAAUGCAGCGAUAUCGAAAAUUUUUCGUUAAUCUGAACCAUUGCAAAAUGGUUUUAGAAUCGUUGGAAUCAAAUUUGGAUCCUAUAACUCGUUCAAAACACGCAUAUCUGCAUUCUACGCUAUAUCAUAAAACUAGCUCAAUUAUAGAGCGAGCAGUAGACAGAGCUGCUAAAUUGGCACAAGCUGCAUCAAAAUGGACUAUAUAUGAAAAAGAUAUGCGCGAAGAAAUCCAAUGGCUACAAGUUGCACAGCAACGUGUUCCAGAUUUACAAAACGUAUCGUCGAAUGAUUUCGAACAGUAUAUUGCACUGUAUGAAUCACUAAGCCAUGACAUUCUUCAUCAUCAUAACAAAAUGAAGAAACAUUGCGAAAUCGCAAGCAAAAUACAGGAACUGGUUACUGCACCAAUUUUGGUAAAUGAUAGUAACGAUGCGCUCAUGAUCAUGGUGCGGUUAAGAGAGGAAGUAUCACUGUAUCUUAAUAUGUUGAUAAAGUUUAAAUCCCACUGGAGUCAGUACAACUUAUGUGCAAACAAACUUGCAGAUUGGAUUCGACUGUGUCAGAGGACAUUGAAAGAUAUAAUAAUUCCUUCGAAUCUUAUGGAUACCCCAGUAGAAGAUAUGCGAAAAUUCUGGGAGAUUAAGGGUCAAUAUGAAGUGUUAAACAAUAAAAUCUACGGCAGUACUUGUGAUUCGUUUGAUCAUGCCCUUUCCACCAUUGCUAUAGGUGACGAACAAUUGCAGCGUCAACUUCAUAGUCAAUUGCUGGAAAAUUGGAUGAAUGUAUCACACGAUUUAUCCAACAAACAGCAACAAAUCUUUGAAUCAAUGAAGACUGAUGCAACACCACAAAAAGGUAAAAUUGCAUUCAUAGAGCAAGAACUUCAGGAUAUCGCCGGUGUUUUCAACAACACAAAAGGUGUGCUCAAAUGUCAGGAAGACCUAUAUUUGUAUAUUGAAAAAUUGCAAAUGUUACGCACGCGUGUUCAUUUAAUCGAUUCGGAACUAGGUCAGAUCGCAUUGACACUCGAAUGUAGUGUUGAUACGAUAAGUGAGCUUUUUGAAAUGUCUAGAAAUCUUGCAUUACAAAUCAAUGAAGAACACGAAGCCGCGGAAAUAUUCUACAAACAUCUAGAAGACAUCGAAAUCGGUAUGAAAGAGCAAGAAAAACGUCUGCUUCAAAUGUCGAAAACAUUGGAUGAGAGUUCCGCACAUAUCAAUGAAAACCGGCCGGACGUUGAAAAAUCACUCGAGCAAUGCAAAUUGUGUCUAUCAAAUUUGAGUUAUUCUUGGAAUGAAAUAAUGAAACUCAGGCAAAUGUUGCAUACAUUGCCUAUGAAUUUGAAAAUUUCAGUAUCACCCUUGCAAACUGAACGUGAUUUAUCUGUACUCCAGAAUAUUCAUGACGAUCUUGAACAAAAAUGCCAAAACUACAUAGCUCAGUUACGCAACAGAUUGGCGUUGUGGAACAAGUUCUAUCGUCAAAUUGAAAUGAUUCAGGAACAUGUACAAGAAACGGAGUUUAUGAUGGAGUUGCUAAAAGUACAGGAAAGUGCUGAUUAUAACCGAUUACUGAAAGCUACCGAAAGACUAGAUGCACUUUUGAGUGAUAUUGAGAGUAAGAAAAACGCUAUUGAUGACUUACAAUCAAUUGCAAAACCAUUGAUCGAGACUUCUCAAGCAAAUGUAUCAUUAGAAAUUCAAGAAACUGUUCAAAAGAUUACAGUAGUUUGGGAAAGUACACGGGAGAGCUUGAGAGACUUAUGCCAAAGAUACGAGAAUGCAGUAAAACUGUGGCAACAAUAUCACGACGUUACUGAAACUGUUAGAAGUUGGGUUAGCGACAAAUUCACAGAUUUUGAUUCACUGAAACACAUUCAAGACCUGCCUCAACUGGAGAUAUAUGAGACUUCGAUUAUCGACAAGAAACAUGAUUUAGAAAAAUUGAAACAUUUAAUAAACAAUAUCAACGUGCAUGUGGGAUUCAACAUAGGGAAUUCGUUAUUAGCUGAAAUCGAUGAGUUUCAUAAAAAGUUGGAGCACAUAGCUGAACAUUUAAUUUCUCAAAAGAAUAUUGUCGAUAAGAAACAUUCGCGAAUGGAAGAAAAUCGUCUACUGCUCAGUGAUACAAAUAAACUAGUUGAACAUCUACAACAGGACAUACAGAAACCCAAAAUUUACUCUAACUUGAAGGAACAAAUCAUUUGUCUUAGAACAUAUAUGAUAAAUUUGAGUUCUACGGAAUCGCGUUUGAAGGAAAUUGCAAAUAACAAGCAUGAAAAACAGAAUGAUUUCCAAAAUUUACACACGUUGUCACAAACACUUCUACAAGACACAUUCCAGCAAUACCAAGACAUGUUACAACAACUCAUAGUCCAGGGCAACGACGAGAUCAUUCUGCAGUUCUGGCAAGAUUAUCUAAGUUACGUUCAGACAUUCCUUGAACAAGACAUUCCAAGUCUUAGAUUGAAGCUACAACAAUUCCGUGAUCAAUGUUCUUUAGUCGGAUAUUUAUUGCGACAUUUACGUACAACCUUCAUGAGUAAAUUGCAGAUAAACAUUCGAUUUACUGAUGCUUUAAAUGAUUUAAGUAAGCGACACAUUCAUUGCAUUGACAGUUGUGAUGAAAAGCUGAUGGAAGUAAAUAAUAGACUAAUGCACUGGACAAACUUUAAAACACUGAAAUCAACACUCAAGGAAACGAUCAAUGAAGUAGAAAGAGAAAAAUACACACUGCAACUUGAGUACAUUAACAUAAAGGAGUUACCACAAUUAAUAGUGAGAGUUGGCAAACUUUUAAAUCGAUUCCCCCAACUAGAAUCUCUGUUAAUGAAUUUACACCAAGAAAUGGGAGUGGUGAUGCUAUUCACUAAAGACGAAUAUUCAGUCAUACAUUUGAAAAAUGAUCAUGGGGAAAGUGCAGAGCAGGUAAUGAAACUUAAGGAGAAUGUAGAUACGUGGUACAAAUUUCUCACUAGCGUCGACGAAUUAUACAGCCGCUUUGACUCACAGUGCAACCAGAUCCAACACAGCUUAGAUGAGUUUAGUGAAUGUUUAGAUUCCUUCGGAAUGAAACGUGGAACAAUUUCACAGCAUCACUUAAAUACGCUGAAAAAUGAACAGCUACGUUUGGCAAGUAUUAAAACUUUACUAGUUGAUCUGAAUGUAGUGAAAAAUGAAUUGAAAUCCUGUAUCAGCAUAUUCGAUGCUAAACUUGUUCACAAGCGCGUUUGGGGUCUAUGGCAGCAUUACGAAAAAGUAAACCAUUCAAUAUCGAUGUCGUUGAAACAGGUACAAGAGAGGCUACAAAAUCAAAAAAUAUUCGCCAAUCAGUAUAGUGCUACAAUCGAAUGGAUGACUGAGUUUGGAAGGCGAAUAAAUGACACUAACAAGUAUGAAGUUUGUGAAGGUGAUGCUGCUUUCAUCAAAUCAGUAGAGGAAAUGCUACUACAAGAGCUUGCUUUGAAGGAAUGUGAGGUGGAUUGGUUGAACGUUAUUGGAAAAGAUUUGACCAACAAUGCACGCGAAGACCAUGAACUGUCUGAAAUUUUGUCUCAACUGGAUCAUUUAAACAAUGUUUGGCAAAAUUUAGUAAGACGUUGUCAAAAUCGCACACAAAAAAUAAUCGAGGUAAACUCGACAACUACAUCAUUACAGCAAAGAAUAGAUGAAAUAAAACUAUGGAUGACAUCAGUUGAGCAGGAGCUCAAAAAACCAUUUUUCUUUGAAGGAACCGAUAAAUCCCAUUUGGAUACAUUAUUAGAUGGUUACGACAGUUUGCAACGUUCGAUUGAAAGCAAUAGUGGACAUGUGGGAGAAGUACUUAAUCUGUGUGAAAUGUUAUUCGCAGACGUUGAAUCUUGGAAUGUCCAUAUUGAUCGAAGACAUAUACAUCACGACAUAAACAACUUGGAACUAAGAUGGAAAAAUAUCUGCCUGGUGUCCAGUAAAAGAAAACAGGACAUGUUGUCAAUUUGGAAUAUGUUACUUGAAAUACAAAAAAUAACCAAUUCUCACCAGAAGUGGACCGAGAGCAAUAAUGAAUUUUUAAAUUCACUGGAAGUUCAAAUGAAAAAUAAUAAGGGCUCGAGUUUUUAUGAAUCGCAUGAAAAACUAACUGCAACCAUAACAGAUAUAAAGACACAAGAACCAAUCCUGCAGAUUUUGAAAAGAUUGCUCAUAGCGCUGAACAAACAUGAAUGUUCAGAACGGGUUAACAUGAGAAACAUCACUAGUGAAGCUAGACAAAUGCUGGCCGUUUGGGAAUCACUUCUUUGGAGAUCAAAAAAACUAUUGAACCAACUAGACGAUACAUAUAGUAAAAUCUCAUUGUUCAACAGUGAAUAUGAGAAUAUAAUAAUGGCACUAACAAAAAUUGAUGCUCAUUUGACAAAUCUGAAACAUCUACCAGAACUUACAACGGAUACACCAGAAUCAAAAUUAAAACAACUUCGUGAUUCACAUAAUGAAUUACGGUUUAUUAUCAAUUUAUUUGAUAAACAAGAUGAAUUGGGGAAUUUUCUGUUAGAGCAUCUUCCUGCUACUGAUGAACUAUCAACUGAAGUGCAACGAAAAAUGCAGGAAUACCAUCAAUUGGCUAAUAAUAUUAAACAAAUCCUAGACACAAUAUUGGAAAGCACCAUCGAAAUAUCUGAUGAACAGAAAUGUGAACAAAUUCAAAAACAAUAUGUUGAUCCACAGGAAAAGGAUUGUUCAGUACAGGUGAACACACUUCCAACGUUAUCAAUUCAAUGUCGUACUAUUACUGCCAAAGAAGCCUAUCAGUAUCAACUGGAAACUGCUUUGAAUGAGGCAAGGAUGAAUCUUGAUUGUUUGAAGCUAGCGAUAACUGAUGUGCAGGAAAAUAAUUUCAUAGCAUCAACUCAAAAAGUUUCUAAAGCAUCUGCAGCGUGUGAAUCAUCUAUAGAAUUAAUAAAACAUCUCAAUUUCAUGUUGAUCUCUGAGUCUCAAGGCAAGGAUCACAAAGUAACAAGUCAACUUGUACAAAACGAGUGUGAUAGAUAUGCGCAAUAUCAGUCGGAGUGGAAAGAAAAGCAAGAAGAAAUGGAAAAAUUAAGGUCUUUUCCAAUUGCUUACCAUUUCAUAUGUGUACAUAACGAUGACUAUCUUACCUGUCCCUUGUGUACCAACCGGAACUGGCAGCAAAUCGAUAAUGACUUAUGGCGCUUAGAACAAUGGUUAUUAAUGGCAGAAGCGACUCAGAAAAAUCAACAUACAAACCCGCCAGCAGACAUAGAUACACUCGAAGACGCGAUUCAGGAUCAUCGGGAACUUCUGUUGGAUCUAGACAGCCACAAGAGUAUAAUAAAAUCGCUCAACAUCGUAGGAGAACACUUAGCCACCCACACGUUGGAUACGGAAAAGGCACUAAAGUUGAGAGAAAGGCUUCAAAAGGAUAACCAACGAUGGGAAACGGUAUGCAGUUAUGCAUCUCAUUGGCAGUCUCAGCUUCACCAUUCACUUAUGGAAAAUCGAGAGUUUCAUCGAACAAUCACGGAACUUUGCAAUUGGUUGGAGCAAACUGAAAAUAGAAUCAAAAAUUCUGAGCCAAUAGAUCUAACAUCGGAUACUAAACUUAUUGAAAGAAAAUACAAAAUGUUCCGGGAGCUAAGAAGUGAUUUGAUACGCUGUGAGCCCCGAGUAGUAAGCUUGCAAGAAACAACUUCACAGUUGUCUAAAUACUUAGAAGUGAGCAAAUCACAAAAAUUCGAAGAAAUUUAUGCAAAAUUGACUGAUUUGAGGUUAAGGUUUCAUUCAAUCCGAAGAUUAGUUGAAAUAUAUACGAUUAAAAUAGGAGCAGCUCUGGGAUACGAUCCGAACACAGAUUCACACAGCGUAGUAACCACAGACAGCCAUCAAGAGAUACAAGGCCAUAGCGGAUCGCUCACAAACUUAGCAGCACACGAGUCGAAUGCAAACACUCAGGACGAGGAAGACGAGGGUCACAUCAAUACAACAGUACUAACAAAAAGUUACCGGUUUUUGGGCCGUGUUCUACGUGCAUCAUUACCAAUUCAGGCCAUGCUGUUGCUGGUGUUGGGCGUAGUCACGCUCAUGCCCCACGGUGAGGAUUAUUCAUGUUCUUUGACGAAUAAUUUUGCAAGAAGCCUUGAACCAAUGCUCCGAUAUCCCAAUGGUCCUCCGCCUAUUUGAGGAGCAUAAGUCAACAUAGCUAGUCUUAAAAGUUCUUUCUGAAAAAUAGAAGUGCAAUAAAAAUAACCAACCGCGAUAUUUAUACUUCA